Messenger RNA from Penicillium mononematosum, 1521 nucleotides. Its product is annotated as fungal specific transcription factor domain-containing protein. Gene Ontology annotation, cellular component: nucleus. Bases 1 to 1521 code for a protein of 506 amino acids. The record is from RefSeq and is a predicted model, not a curated record. Gene Ontology annotation, molecular function: DNA-binding transcription factor activity, RNA polymerase II-specific; transcription cis-regulatory region binding. The transcript has 3 exons. Lineage: Eukaryota; Fungi; Ascomycota; Eurotiomycetes; Eurotiales; Aspergillaceae. Gene Ontology annotation, biological process: regulation of DNA-templated transcription.
AUGCUGGCUGCCUCAGAACGAAAUGCCCGAGAACGGGUAGAAAGUGGCCCAGCAACGAGAUCAUCGUCUAUGUUUGAAGGCAACCCAGCUGCUCCCGAUGAAGCCGAAGGCCAGCUGUUGAUGGAAGUGUUCUUCAAGAGAAUGUUCCCACUCUUUCCCUUCCUUAUGAUUCCCCCAAAUAUCACCGCAGAGCAACUACGCCGAGAGAAACCAUUCCUCUAUCUGAAUAUUUCAAUGGUCGCCUGUCAAAACGCUCCACGUCAGCGGGAACUCGUGGAUGCAGUCAAAGAAUAUGUGGCUGAGCACAUCAUCGUAAGAGAAGAACAUAGCCUGGAUCUGCUUCAGGGGCUUCUUAUCAAUGUGGCUUGGUUCAUUUCAGUCAGUCGUUUCCCACGGCCCAGGGAACGUCUCCCCGAUGUGCUCAAAGUGGAAGAGGAGCCUCACCAUGUUGUUCGAAGCACUGCCCAUCUUGAUACAUUUGUGCACUUACUCGUCGCGCAAUCCUUCAGUUUGGGCCUAAACCAAGUGAAUUACCAGAAAAACUUCAACUAUACUUUGACUUAUUUGAAGGAAGCUAUGAAUGAGGACCCUCAUAAUCCGGUCCGCACACUGGAAGAGCGACGCACCUAUCUUGGGUGUUAUUAUCUAACUACCAUACUUUCGACAUGUGUGAAAGAUUUGGGACCGAUUAUUCGCUUUACAAAAUACACCGACGAAUGUUGCAAUGUUCUAGAGCAGGUCGCAGAAUAUCCCACCGAUGUCUCUCUUGUUCAGCUAGUCCGAGUUAUGAACAUGGCAGAUAAGAUUCAUUACGCACUAUACAACACCGAGGUCAAUAUUUCAUCAGUUUCAUCUGCACCUCCACCUCUUGGACUAAGCAUACGGUGGCUUGAGCCGAGCUUAAGCAACUCAAAGCUCGUCUGCCGACCGAUUCACCACAGUCUGCUUCAUUACAACACACUCGAGAUACAUCUUUAUCGAAUAGCCCUCAACAACGAAACCUCCAAAACCAAUUAUGGCGAUCAUCCUCUCAUGCAAUUGGAUCUCCUCUUCCGCUGCCUGGAAGCAACAAACUCCUUUUUCCAAAACAUGUUCUCUCUCCCCUCCGCCCUUUUCCCUUUCUUCCCGUUCACCAUAAUGUGCCAAUUCGGAAAGGCAAUCGUCACUCUCUCCCAGCUUUCUCUUUAUGACCAUCCAGGAUGGGACCGAGCAUACGUGGAAAGCAUACUAGACUUCGAUCAGACCGUCGAUCGUAUAGUUGGCAAGCUCGAAGAAGAACUUCCACUUUUUGAACAGGCUGCACAAGAUUCCACGCCUACUGAAUUGCCGGAGAUAUUCGGAAGGAUGAGAAACCGCGCGAAAAUGAUUAAAAAGAUGCAUCGUCGGAGGAAAGAUGCUCUGGACCGAAGCUUCCUGCCCACGACUGGUGCCUCGACGGACUACGACUUCAUGAUGGAUUGUCCUCUCGAUAUGAUGUUUCCUUUUGGUGAAAUCCCACCGAUUUAUGGGGAAUAUAUGUAG